GUCCACAGCUGGCAGAGCCAAAAUUACAGCGACCAAAAGCAAGGACGACGGCGACAAGCUCGGGCCUCAAGAGUCAACAUGUCCGUCCAACACAAGAUCCUCCGUACCGCCAAUGCGCCCACUACUGCCCCCGAUGAAAUUGAGACCAGCGUCGCUCAGGCCCUGAUCGACCUCGAAAACAACGUGCCCGAGCUCAAGACUGAGCUUCGUCCUCUGCAAAUCUCCGCUGCCCGGGAGGUUGAUGUCCGUGGUGGCAAGAAGGCCAUUGUUAUUUUCGUCCCAGUUCCCCAAUUGAAGGCAUUCCACAAGGUUCAGGCGAGACUGACCCGUGAACUCGAGAAGAAAUUCUCCGACCGCCAUGUUGUUUUCGUUGCUCAGCGACGGAUGCUGCGCAAGCCAACCAGGACUUCUCGCGUCAAGCAGAAGCGUCCUCGUAGCCGUACCCUCACUAGCGUCCACGAGAAGAUUCUCGAGGAUCUUGUCUUCCCCACGGAGAUUGUUGGAAAGAGGACGCGUGUUGCUGUCGAUGGUUCAAAACUCCUUAAAGUCUUCCUUGACUCCAAGGAUGCGACUUCGCUCGAGUACAAGCUCGAUUCCUUCACAUCAGUUUACCGUCGCCUGACAGGGAAGGAUGUUGUCUUCGAGUUCCCCGUGCAGGCACAGGACAUGCAACUUCUUACGGCGUCUCAUACGUUUCAUGCUUCGGCGUGAUCCAAUCCUAACGGGAUUCUUUGCACGGGUUUUCAGGAGCGAAUUCCGAUUAUGUGUACGGGGAAGUUGGCGUGGAAGGUUGCUGAGCGUGAAUGUAUUAAUUUCACCUCCACGUUCCCUGAAUCGAGUGUCUAUAAACGUCUAUCAGUUGUAGUUCCCGGAACCGAUUGACUUGAAAUAGUGAAUGCUUGAACGCGUCCCAUUUAG
Messenger RNA from Somion occarium, 918 nucleotides. NCBI's taxonomy places the organism in Eukaryota, Fungi, Basidiomycota, Agaricomycetes, Polyporales, Cerrenaceae. The record is from the annotation of a GenBank genome assembly.